GCACGUUACAAUGCCGGCCAACUUGCAUCGUCGGGCGCAUCCAGCAGCGCUGGUGGAUUCCAAUGGGGGCCGGCGGGCUAUGACUCUGCCGCUUCAGAGUGGUCGGCGGGUCAGAACUCUUGGCAGGACCUUCCUCACCAGUCGGACGCCAGCGGCGGGAAGCCGGGCAAGGGCCAGGGCGGCCCUGUGCAAGGCAAGUCGUUCAGGGGCGCGCCCUCGCAGCCAGCGGUGUACCCGUGGCCGUACCAGAAUAAGGGCGCGCCGUCGUAG
Molecule: messenger RNA, 270 nt
Organism: Durusdinium trenchii
Lineage: Eukaryota; Dinophyceae; Suessiales; Symbiodiniaceae
Source: the annotation of a GenBank genome assembly